AGGGUGAGGAACAGUGACGUUCAGGCCACGCCCCCUUCAGUGUUCCGCAGCAGCUGCAGCAGUUUGAUGAGGAUGAAGAUGAGGAUAAAGGUGAGGAUGAUGGCGUUGCGAGUGGCUCUGCUACUUUGGGCUCUCUCUGCACUCAGUAAUGCCAUCCUCCCUGAAAUAGUGGACUCGGGCUUCGAUCCCAUUACGGAAGACAGAUACUCCUAUGGAGAACUGGAUCAGGACCGCAUGUUGGUGCAAGUGGAGCAACUUCCGGAGGAUGUGCAGCACAAUCCCGAGGAGGAGGCUGAUCUUCAUCAAAGAAAUGGCACUGACAUUUUUGCACCUCAUGGUCUUCAUCCCACUGAAUCUGCUCCUGAAAAAGCAAAUGAAACCGUGCACGCCUCAGUAAUGCAGGAUGAAAACAACAUUAAAACUACAAGUGACCCAUCCAGUGACGUGGAAAACAAUAUUGGCCGUGCAUGUCGUACUGAUGAGGACUGUGAGAAAGAAAAAUAUUGUCUCUCUGAGAUGCACAACUCCAGGUGUUCACCCUGCAAAACGACCGAUGUGCCCUGUACUAAGGACGAGGAGUGCUGUGGUGACCAGUUGUGCGUUUGGGGUCAGUGUGACCAAAAUGCAACCAGAGGAGAAGCUGGCAGCGUUUGUCAACACCAGGCUGACUGCAGUCCGCAGCUUUGCUGCGCCUUCCAUAAAACACUGCGUUUCCCCGUGUGCUCGGCGAAGCCCAUUGAGCAUGAGCGCUGCUUUGCUGCUCCUAACCACUUGAUGGAGCUGUUGUCCUGGAACAUCCAGGAUGAAGGACCCAAGAAGCAUUGUCCCUGUGCUGGGGGUCUUAUCUGCCAGCAUUUGGGACGAGGCUCCAUGUGCCUGAAGGGAGACGACUCCAGUGAAGAGGACCUGGCAGAUUCUCUAUACUCAGAUAUAGACUACAUCAUCUAGAAAAAGCUUGAUCUGAAGCCCGCUGCCUUCAACAGACACUCAUUGCACAGUGAUUACAUCAACAG
This is a messenger RNA of Thalassophryne amazonica, 1013 nucleotides long. It is a transcript of the gene dkk3a, whose product is annotated as dickkopf WNT signaling pathway inhibitor 3a. Gene Ontology annotation, molecular function: receptor antagonist activity; co-receptor binding. Gene Ontology annotation, biological process: negative regulation of canonical Wnt signaling pathway; multicellular organism development. The record is from RefSeq and is a predicted model, not a curated record. Lineage: Eukaryota; Metazoa; Chordata; Actinopteri; Batrachoidiformes; Batrachoididae. Gene Ontology annotation, cellular component: extracellular region. The transcript has 7 exons. Bases 67 to 948 code for a protein of 293 amino acids.